Messenger RNA from Punctularia strigosozonata HHB-11173 SS5, 1499 nucleotides. RefSeq names its product glycoside hydrolase family 16 protein. Gene Ontology annotation, biological process: glucan catabolic process. The record is from RefSeq and is a predicted model, not a curated record. Lineage: Eukaryota; Fungi; Basidiomycota; Agaricomycetes; Corticiales; Punctulariaceae. Gene Ontology annotation, molecular function: hydrolase activity, hydrolyzing O-glycosyl compounds. The coding region runs from base 92 to 1120 and encodes 342 amino acids. The transcript has 5 exons.
CCCUCCCUCCUUUCGCCCGCUCUCCGGCCUCACUCCGUCUCCCUUCUUCCGCUUCACGAUCCCGACGAGCCUCCCCACAACUUCACGCGCGAUGCACGGUCUUACGGCGUUCGUUCUCGCAGCCCUGCCCCUCGCGGCGCUCGCAGGCAACCCCCACGAGGGCUCUUCCAAACAGAGGAGGCACCGUGCACGGAAUUUCAACAUCCGCUCCAAGACCUACAACCUCACGGACAAGUGGCAGGGCGACAACUUCUUCGACGGCUGGGACUUUUACACCGGCGCUGACCCCACGCACGGCAACGUUCAAUAUGUCGACAAGAAUACCGCCAUGUCCGAAGGCCUCGCCUACGUUCAGAGCGACGGCACUGUGUCCGUGGACGUCGACACCAAGAGCACGGUUGCCGCCGGCGGCCAGCGCAAGUCGGUCCGCCUCCAGAGCCAGAAGAGCUACAGCAGCGGCCUUUUCAUCGCCGACUUCUUCGCGAUGCCUCAUGGCUGCGGCGUCUGGCCCGCAUGGUGGAGCGUCGGCCCCAACUGGCCCGCCGCCGGCGAAAUCGACGUGAUCGAGGGCGUGAACACCAACAAGCAGAACCAAUACACCCUCCACUCCGGCGCCGGCUGCACGCUCGACAAGACGCCCUCCGCGCUCGCCUCCUCCUCCGCCAACGCGACCGAGCCCUUCACCGGCAACGUCCUCGGCACGCAAUGCGCGUCCUCCGACGGGAACAACGCCGGCUGCGCGAUCCAGGACGCGGGUUCGACCUCCUUCGGCCACGGGUUCAACAUGGCCUACGGCGGCGUCUUCGCCCACCUCUGGGACUCGACCGGCAUCGCGAUCUGGCACUUCACCCGCGCCGAGAUCCCCGCGGACAUCACCGCCGGCACGCCCGACCCGAGCACCUGGCCGAGCCCGUCGGCGUUGUUCAGCUCGUCGAGCUGCGACAUCGCCUCGCACUUUUACGAGCACACCCUCGUGCUCAACACCGACAUCUGCGGCGACUGGGCCGGCCCCGACUACGCCAACUCGGGAUGCCCCGGUACCUGCGUCGAGGCCGUCGCCAACGGCGCCAACUUCAAUUUCGCCAAGUGGAAGAUCAACUACAUCGCCGUCUACAACUAGACUCACCACAUCUGCGCGCUUCGCAUUUUCUCUAUACACCUGCCGCCCUCGACGGGCCUUCGCUUGGUCCACCUUCGCUCGUGCGUCGGCCGUCGACCGGCCUGCCCGAUGCAUCCACAGUUGCAUGCACGCUUCCUUCUCCUUCCUCUACUCCCAUCCAUACACUGCUGAAUAUCCAGGCAUCAAUCACAUCCAUCUGUAUCGUUUGCUCCAAUACUGGUACCCUCAUCGUCGCUCGUUUUAGCUUAUCUCCAUCGGUAGUUAUGGUAUGGGGUAUAUCUGGCCGUUCUCGGUCUCGAUCUUAGUGCGCCCUGGUGGUUUACCUUUACAGAGAUGUAGUAUUUGGCCGGCAAAUGUAUCAAGACAGAUUCCAUUUACG